Molecule: messenger RNA, 2717 nt
Organism: Gigantopelta aegis
Lineage: Eukaryota; Metazoa; Mollusca; Gastropoda; Neomphalida; Peltospiridae
Product: solute carrier family 22 member 18-like
Exons: 9
Coding region: 577-1872 (431 amino acids)
Biological process (GO): transmembrane transport
Molecular function (GO): transmembrane transporter activity
Source: RefSeq, a predicted model, not a curated record
UAUCCUUGCACACAAACGUUUAUUUUUGAACGACAAGCACAUUUUGGAAUUAAGGUUGCAUCGCAACUAAAUAUAAACAUGUAACUUGAUCCUUUAAAAAGGAAUUAAAUGUAUGAUAUGCAUAUUUUAGCGCUUUGAUUCUCAGAUCGGAACGUUUCAUCAGUUGAUUUAUAUAAAACCCCAUUUUCUAGACCAAUUUAUGGCAAUACUUUUAUCGUUUUGUUUACACGUGUAUAAGAUUUGACACCCGUUUAUCUUUACAAUCUAGUCUGACACACUAACGACAGCUAACAUUUCAAAAACACUACAUGUAUGGUUAAUUAGUUCCAUGGCCUAUGAAAACAAUAAUUUACACUAACUUUUAUUCCAAACCCACACAAGCACAGACCGGUAAUGAAAACGGAACUGAAUUCUGAAAUAAAGUUCACGUUCUGCAUUUUGAGUCUGACAUUAAUACAUUAGUUUAACCUAGAUUGUUUUUGUAAGAUAUGUGUCACAUAGAGUAUGCUCCCUUUAUAAAAAAGACAUUUUUAAUUUUGGCACCAGAUGUGAUUGAAAGUCGACUUGAAAAACAGUAUGCAAAAACGAAGUGUCAAGUCUGGUGAUGAUAAACCAACUGCUGAAGAGACGAUGAAAACGGAGCCACUUUUAUCCCCAGACGGUGCUGGAGACCAAACAGUUAAAAUAUUUAAUUUUAAAGUCCACAAAGUCGUGUUAGUGGUUCAUAUUAAUAUUUUUCUGUAUGCAACAUGUUUUUGGAUCCAGACUGGGACACUGCCUUAUUUGUCAAAGCGGCUUGGCGUGGACCCGGUGGUGUUUGGAUAUCUACAGACGACGUUCGCCGUUGUUCAGCUGGCUGGCGGACCUCUGUAUGGGCGAUUCGGAGAUCUUUUCGGAGGUCGGGCUGCCAUGACCUUGGCCUUUUCGGCCUCGGCCUUGACCUACUUCCUUCUUGGAUUAUCCUACAACAUUCCACUACUGUUUGUAUCCAGGCUACCAUCAAUGUUCAUGCAUGCAAUGCAGGGAGGGCAAAUGAUUGUCACAGACUUAGGCGAGGUCCACAAGAGGGCGGAUGCAUUGGGGAAGCUGGGAAUGUCUUAUGGCGUUGGCAUGGUGAUCGGGCCUCUCGUAGGGGGACUUAUCACCAAACAUGUCAGUGAAGAGUUUGCUGCCUUUCUGGCAAGUGCUGGGUCACUGCUGAGUAUCGUCCUCGUUUUAGCUUUUGUACCGAAACACACCAAGAAACCAGAGGCGAAGGUCGCAGAGGAAGCCUCCAGUUCGAGUGUGUUCAACUUUAAGAAGAUCAUCAAUCUGGUUUUAGCACCCGGAGUUCUCUUUCUACUGCUUAUAAAGAUUGGAUCAGGAAUCCCAAUAGGAAUCUUUCAGAGCAUGUUCCAGGUUGUAGCCAUCGACACGUUUCACCUGGCCGCGGACCAGAACGGCUUUGUCAUGUCCUACAUCGGUAUCACUACAAUGAUUGUCCAGGGGAUUGGAAUCGGCAUCCUGACGAAGAGGUUCAGCGAAAACUCCAUUCUCAAGUGGUCAGCCUUCAUUUUGGUCUGGUCAUAUCUCCUGAUGGCGUUUUGUACUAACAUCUGGCAGUUGUGUGCUGUGUUUUUGCCUCUUGUCAUUGGCCUGACCACCAAGAAUGUUGUCCUUAGUGCAGCGGUGACGAAAACUGUCUCAGAUGCAGACACAGGUGCGAUGCUAGGCCUGAACAUGGCUGUACAUUCCCUAGUGAGAACCGUGUCGCCUACGAUCGGUGGUUACAUGUUGGAACAUCUAGGAUUCCCCUCGUUCGGCUACCUGGGAUUCGUUCUGUGUAGUAUCGUAACCGUGGUUCUCUUCAUCAAGUUCAGACAACCAUCAUAGCCUGUGGGUGUGUCUCAAAGGUGCUAGGUGGGACCUGGCCUGGUGCUUAUAAAACAUUUAGAGUCUAGACUUGAGAGUCAGAUAGAGUCUCUGAAACAGUAAUGUCAUGACAAUGCCAUACAAAUUGUAUGUGUGUGAUGUCAUUAGAGAUUGAGUCAGGGCCUGUGCUUAUAAAACGUAAAGUCUAGACUUUAUUAAAACAUUUAGAGUCUAGACUUGAGAGUCUGAUAGAGUCUCUGAAACAGUAAUGUCAUGACAAUGCCAUACAAAUUGUAUGUGUGUGAUAUCAUUAGAGAUUGAGUCAGGGCCUGUGCUUAUAAAAUUUAAAGUCUAGACUUUAACUUAUGCCAUUUGAAUGGCGUUGCCAUGACGUUAAAGUCUGGACUUUAUUAAAGUCUAGACUUUAAGGUUUAGAAGCACAGGGCCUAGACUCUAAAAGUUUUAUAAGCACGGGUCCUGGCCCUAUGGUUAUAGUUGUAGACUCAAGACUCUAAUAGAGUCAGGGUGAGACUUUGAGGCCAUGGCAAACACUCCACAAACUGUAUGUACAUGAGCUCAUUAAAAAUUUGAGUCCACACUCAAAAGUUUUAUAAUCACUGGCUUUGGUCUCACCAAUUUUGAAGAUUAUGCAUAGUUCUCAAACAACCCCUCCCCACGAUGAAAAGCAAAUACAUGUAUAUCUACCUUCACCCCCACCAUUCCAGUUGCUGGCAUCUUCUGCUUAGACCGGCCUCGGUGGCGUUGUGGUUAGGCCAUCGGUCUACAGGCUGGUAGGUACAGGGUUUGGAUCUCAGUUGAGGCAUGAGAUUUUUAAUCCAGAUACCGACUCCAAACCCUGAGUGAGU